Molecule: messenger RNA, 1826 nt
Organism: Branchiostoma floridae (Florida lancelet)
Lineage: Eukaryota; Metazoa; Chordata; Leptocardii; Amphioxiformes; Branchiostomatidae
Product: fibropellin-1-like
Exons: 7
Coding region: 1-801 (266 amino acids)
Biological process (GO): heterophilic cell-cell adhesion; establishment or maintenance of epithelial cell apical/basal polarity
Cellular component (GO): plasma membrane; protein-containing complex
Molecular function (GO): calcium ion binding
Source: RefSeq, a predicted model, not a curated record
AUGCAAUACAAAUUUCUAAAUAUCGACGAGUGCGCGAGCAACCCUUGUUGGCAGGGAGGGACCUGCCUGGAUCACGUGGACGGCUACAGCUGUGUCUGUCCUAAAGGUGCCACCGGCAAGAACUGUGAAACUGCAUUCUUUGCCGGUGAAUGCUACGAGUUCUCGUCCGAGGCCCUAACCCAUCAGGAGGCAACACAGGCCUGCAGCGUUAAGAACGGCCAUUUGGUGGAUCUGAAAGACGAGCAGGAGCAAAGGUUUCUUGCUGACAAGCUAAUGGCGUCCAAUGGAGCUUCCAGCUGGCUGGCCGUAAGAUCGGCACCAACAGCCUUUUUGUACAGCAAUGGCUCUCCAAUUUCAGGUCCAAUCCAGUGGUCUUCCAGUGAGCCAGCCGCUCCCUGUGACCUGUGUGCUCUCCUGGACAGCAGCGACAACUUCCUGGCCAGGACAGCAGCGUGCACGGAACAGCACAACUAUGUCUGCCAGUCUAAUAUGAAGCCUUGUGGAGAAAACGUCUGUCAGAACGGUGGUAUCUGCUUCUCCUGCUUCGACGACUCCGCUGCCUUCUGCGACUGCUCUGCCGGGUUUGACGGGAAAACCUGUGAGAUAAACAUGGACUGGUGCUCCCAGGUCCAGUGUCCCCAGUACUGGGUCUGUCAGGACUACACUUUCUACUUCCAAUGCGUUCAUCUUGCCCCCAUCACAAGCAGGACGAUCCCUUACCAGUGCAGCAGCGCCUCCUGUCUGGAUGGCAUGUACUGCACCGAGGAGAGCGCCGCGUCCUUCUCCUGCAAGGUUGGCUGACGUCACAGCCCAAGCCUCGUGCGCGCAAAAGGCAAUCAACUGCUGGAUCUAAUUUGAUUAGAGAUGUAAAAAAAUUAAAGCGGUUCAAAGAUGAUACUCGACGUUUCCACUCUUCCGUGGCCUUUGCACCGAUUGUCCUGCUUCAACGUGCACUAAGUACUGGGAAUGAUUUACUGUCAGAAAUAUUUGAUUUUAUGAUUGCGUUUGAACGGCAAGGUGUGUUGAUAAAAUACUGGGCUGAACCCUGUACAACAACCAUUGAGCCAAGGCAAUAUGGACGAAGACAGAAAUCUUUAUAGACACGACAAAAGUACAGCGACUUUCGUAAGGUCUACAUGUAUAACAGCUACUUACAGUACAACUUAACAGACAUAUAUGGAUAUCUAUAGGUAUGAAUAAGAAAUAUGAGGGCUGUAUACAGUAAAUUUUUCUCGAGCCCCAAAAGAACCAUCUAUUAAUUGCUACCAUCAUAAUACCUUUUGCUGUCAGAGCUACCAUUCGCUGGGUUACUGUGUCGAUCGUGACCACGUAUUCGUCACGGUUGUUACCCUGGCAUUUUUCGGUUGCCCCGUAGUAUACGUAGCGACGCAAAUGUACGCGACGCCAAGGUUGAUUAAGUUCUCGUUAUUUGUAGUAGGAAGAUAAAGGCGAAAACAAUAAAACGUAUAAAUAUCAGGACUGCGAACAGUAAAUCUGGCACAAGCCUCAAAAGCGCCAUCUAUUAAUUGCUACAAUCAUGACAUAUUUUGCUGGCUUAAUGACUACGUCACGGUUGUUACCAUGGAGCAGCUUUUCGAUCGCCCCAGUAGUGACGUAACUGUACCCGACGCCGAGGUUAAGUAAGGUCCCAUCAUUUGUAUACAUGUAGGGCGAUAGUGGCAAAGACAAUCAAAUCGUAGCAAGUACCAUAAAUGUGUGCGCCAGCCUCCUACCACCGGCCGCGGCCAGUUGUUUUCACUAUACUGAUGUAUACAAUGUGGGGCUGUCGUUGAUGACUGUUCUCAUACUGUUUUGGGGGGAGUGCG